CGUCUUCUCCGUCGCGUAGGCCGGGGAGGUGAGUUCUCUAUGUACGCAUACGCCUGCCACGACCCAAAGCACUGUCCCACUGAGACCAUGUUCUCACUGUGUCCGUCGGUUUCUUCUUCUCCGCCUUCUUCCUUUGUACUAUACAUCUGUUGGUUUACAAGAGAGGCCCUGUCGGUUUUAGUUCAGAGGCUUUGAGCUGAGAAAUGGACGGGGGCUCAGUCUCCGCCGGUGAAGGGCAAGCACCCACCUCGUGGGAGGAGCUCUACAACAUCAAUCUGAUUCCGUCGGAGCUGUUCCUCAAGUUCCGGAAAGAGGUUCAGGGGAUUCGGGUCGGUCUUAAUCUGGAGUUCUAUAAUGCUCCGACGAAUGAUUUCCGGGCAAACAUUGUGCUUAAGCCUCUGUCCCCGGAGCGGAGGUGGAAGUUCAUGUACGAGCCUGUACAUCAGGACAUCCGUCUCCUUUCGAAAAAGAUCCCUGUAACCAGGUUCUUGAAUCUUCAGGUUGGCAUCGGCCAUAAUUUCCGAAUGAAUGCCAUUGGGUGGAAGUGGAAACUUGCAACAUGUUUAGGCGGUGAUGGCGUGUCUCGAAUUCGGAACAAAGCUUCUAUUGGGCUCUGCCCCGGCAUUGAUUUCCGUUUUGGGUGGAGGGCUGAUUAUGUUAUCCCAGAAAUCUCUGGGGGUCUAGGUUCUGAUGAACCGUUGUUCAACAUGAACUCUUUGCAAGCAUCACUGGACAGAGUUGAGGCGAUUUUUACCCAAUCUGAUGCAUACUGUUAAAGCCAAUAAGAAAGCAGGUGAGUAUAUUGGCUUAGUCAUUUUAAGUCGAAAUAUGAGUUGGUCACAUACAUAGGAUUUGGGAAUCCAGUGAGGACUGAAGGUGUGCUAGAUUGAAAUAAAAGUGUCUUUGUAUGAAGGGGUUUAUUAUGAGAUUUCAUAAUCUUCACCCAUCAGUGCGUAUGAUGUUGGACGGCAAUUUAUCGUUCCCUUCUAAAAGCUGACCUGGCCUAUCUGGACCAGAUGGAUAAUAGACUUUGGAUAUUUGCCAAUGGAGUCCCAUGUAAUUAAUGAUUGGAAUCCAUCGAUAUAGAGUUUCCCUGGUAAUGGCCUUAA
Molecule: messenger RNA, 1109 nt
Organism: Punica granatum (pomegranate)
Lineage: Eukaryota; Viridiplantae; Streptophyta; Magnoliopsida; Myrtales; Lythraceae
Source: RefSeq, a predicted model, not a curated record